Molecule: messenger RNA, 1904 nt
Organism: Panonychus citri (citrus red mite)
Lineage: Eukaryota; Metazoa; Arthropoda; Arachnida; Trombidiformes; Tetranychidae
Product: putative GTP-binding protein 6
Cellular component (GO): cytoplasm
Molecular function (GO): ribosome binding; GTP binding
Source: RefSeq, a predicted model, not a curated record
AUUUAAAAUCUCUUCUUGCAGAAACUUCACUUUUCGGCCAACAGGUGACUCUCAUUUCGAUCCAUCAAAAUGUCUUUUUAAUCUUGAAUUUGUUUAUUUCUUGUUGAUUGUGAUCAUUUUGGUGAUUCAGAAUAAUGGACUUUCCAAGACGAUCGUUGAUUAGAUUGCGACCUAUUUUAUUCCCAAAAUAUUGGUUUAAACGGACCUUUUGUAUUCUUCACCAUCCUGGUGAAGGUGAUUACGAUUUCAAUGAUGUUCUUAAAGCCGAUGUUGAGUUUGAUGAGUUACGAAAUAAUUAUAUUGUCGACGGGCGAAAGGCUCUUUCAGUUUUCGUCUGUCAACCUUAUCUCAAACUUAGUGGAAGUUUCGUCGAAUCUAAAAGUCCACCCGAGCUUCGGUUACAAGAAGCGAUCAGUUUGGUUCAUAGUAUCCCGAAUUGGAAAACAUGUGAUGCUGGACUUUUUCCCGUUCCUGAUUAUCAAAAACCUCUAUUUUUCUCCGAAAAAAUUGUAGAACAAUUAAAAGGUCGAGCUGCUGGUUCGACAAUGACUGGUCUUUUCAUCGCUGCUAAUCAACUGUUAGGAAAACAACAAUUCGCCUUGGAAAAAGUAUUGGGCAUCCCCGUUUUCGACAGAUUUUCCAUCAUAUUAGAAAUUUUCAAACAUUAUGCAGUUUCUGCAGAGGCCAGAGUUCAACUCGGUUUGGCGGAAAUUCACUAUCUAAAGUCCAGAAUUGGACAACUUACAUUCGACAGUCAUGGAAAUAGAUACAGUAUGGGUAAGUCAGCGAGAGGAACAGGGUUGACACCUAAACAAAAGUACCAAAAACUUUUGGACAAUCGGUACAGAUCUCUGCGUAGAGCUCUCGAAAAAAUCGAAAGAAACAAAGAACAGACCAGGAAUCAUCGAAAAGAGAUGCAACUGCCUUCGAUCUCAGUUAUUGGUUACACGAACUCCGGUAAAACGAGUUUAAUCAAAGCUCUAAGUCAAGACGAUUUAUCUCCUGAAGAUCGAUUAUUCGCGACUUUACAAACUACCGCUCAUGGAGUUAAACUUCCAAAUUUCCGUAAAGUUUUAUUCUUGGACUCAGUAGGCUUCAUAUCGGACAUACCAGAGCAUUUGAUGGAUUCGUUCAAUGCCACUUUCAAAGAUGUCAUUCAAUCCGAUCUACUGGUUCAUGUUUAUGACGCUUCUCAUCCUGACCUGAAGAAUCAAAGAUAUACCGUUUCAAACACUUUGGAAUUCUUGAAAUUUCCCCAACACUUAAUUUCUUCGAUGAUUAAUGUCGCAAACAAGGUUGAUUUGAUUGAAGCUUCUUCUCUGGAGGAACGUGAAGAAAUCAGUGAGAAUGACAUUCGCAUAUCAGCUGUUAAUGGCAACAAUUUAAAUCAAUUGAUAAAUGAAGUGGACUCGAAACUGUGUAAAAUUACUGGUCAACAAAUCGUCAAGAUAAAAGUGGCCAAUGGAGGCGAAGAACUGAGUUGGCUUUACCGAGAAUCUAAAAUCCAAUCAGUCGAGCCUGAUACUGACCCUAACUUUCUUACUGUUCGAACCAUGAUGAACGAAGCUCAAAGGAACCGUUUUCUCGCAUUUAUUAGAAAGAAACACCAAUGAUGUUCAAUCUACUUCAUUCGAGAUCAACUAAAUUAGCAAAUUAGUAAAUGAGUUGAAGUUAACAAUCUAUAUAAUCUCAUGAGAUGUUUCAUUGCAAUCACCAGAAACUGAAUUCGCAUUUCAAUCGCCAUUUUUGUGCCUCAACUUGAUGUUCAUACUUUGAAUUGUAAACUCAACGAUCCAAUGGCCAUUGAAUCGAUGUGGUCAUUCAUAAUUUUCUCUACAAUUGUAAAAAUUCAGCAAUAGAUUCACUAGGAUUGGAGUUUAUGAUUAAAAGAUAUUUCAUAUUCA